Oncorhynchus tshawytscha (Chinook salmon) is the source of this 2356-nucleotide messenger RNA. RefSeq names its product GRB2 associated, regulator of MAPK1-like (gene garem2). The record is from RefSeq and is a predicted model, not a curated record. The coding region runs from base 181 to 2340 and encodes 719 amino acids. The transcript has 8 exons. NCBI's taxonomy places the organism in Eukaryota, Metazoa, Chordata, Actinopteri, Salmoniformes, Salmonidae.
UAGAUGUCCGCAAGAAGAACAGGAACAGAGCUCGCUAGUUCCCCCGCCCACACCUUCCGUGCACUUUCUCUCAAAUCAACUUUCUCUCGCUCUCCAAAAAAUGGUGAGACUGAGCGAAGAGCUGCACCAUCCCGGACCUCUCCCGGUGUGGGGUGUGAUGACGUAGUGCCAGUAUGAGAUAUGAUGGAGAAGCUUUGGACCAGCCUGUCGGAGGUGUCUUGGAGCUCCGUGUCCGUUCCGUUAGAUGCUGUGGUCAGUAAGGUCCGCUUGCCCUGUCUGGUCCGCCUGGCGCCUGGGGAGUGUGUAGAUGGUCUGUGUGAGGAUGAUAUGGUGGUGCUCCACUCGUGUCGUCAGUGGACCACCGUCACUGCUCUCUCUCUGGAAGAAGGACACUACGUCAUCGGACCCAAGAUAGACAUUCCUCUACAGUACCAGGGUAGGUUCCGUCUGAUAGAUGAAGACAGAGACGUUAGGGACCCCAUCCAGUAUUUCUCCUCGGUGGAGGAAGUGGCCGGAAUGUUCCCUGACCGCGUCUUCGCCAUGGAAACUAUCAGCUUCACUGUCAAGGUCAGGGGUUCUGUCAGGGAGUUCAGUGAGGACAGUGAGUCGUACAGUGUGGUGCUGCAGCCUGGUGAUGAGCUGUCACUCACGGGAAAGGCAGAGUUUCUCACAGCCACGCCCACCACGGAGAAGACUGGACUGAGCGCGCUCCUGAGACGCCUGGGGAAGACCCCCCGCAGUAAAACUCCAUGUUUGGUGUGCAUGAACCAUCGGACCAAUCAGAGCAUCUCUCUGCCCUUCGCCUGCCGAGGACGGUUCUGCACGCGCUCCCCUCUGGAGCAGGGCAUGCUGGGAGCUGACCACACGGUGCGCAGCAUCAUCGAAAGGGUCCGACUUCCUGUUAAUGUUACCGUGCCGACCAGACCACCACGGAACCCCUACGACCGCCACGUGGUGAGAGAGGGGCAUCGCUACAAGCUGUUGAACAUUGUCAGUAAGACAGUGGUGUUGUGUCUUGUCCUUCGGCCAAUACAACUGGUUCCCUCCCACUUCCUGUUGCUACGCUGCAUGCCGCGCUUCUCUGUGGCUACGCCCUCGGCAACCACAGACAGCCUGUUGCUACGGCAGCAUGCCAACUUCGACCCUGAUGGGUACAGCCGAGCCGUCCGUGAGACGCGUCCAGAACUCAGCGAGGAGAGAGUGUGUGUGAGCGAGGACGGUGUGUGUGUGAGCCCGCGGAGGGGAGGUGUGUGUGUGUCAGCGCAGGACUCUCAGCUGCUGUCCGUGUGUGUGUUCGCUGGGGGCGGAGUUACAGACAACAUCAGCCAAUCGCAACGCUGUAGAGACUCUCUAGGGGAGGGGACAGAGUAUCUCUCUCCCAAUUGGACAGAGGCUGAGCUGCAGACCAGUGAAGAGAUCCCCUACGAGGAACUGUGGACCAAUCAGACUGCAGAGGGCCUGGGGAAGGCAGAGCCAAACCGCAUCUCCGUCCAUUCCUCUUCCUCUUUGGAUGGAUUGCUGGGGACUGCCCGCCUCGCCAUGGUGACAAGAGUAUCAACCCCACCCCCUGUACCUCCAAAAUCAGACGCAGUGAGAGAAGAGUGCAGGUUCCUGAUCGCUCCUCCAGUUCCUCCUCGAUGCUGUAAAGGAGACUCCUCCCCUUCCUGUCCAAGCCCCACCCCCAGUCCACCGGUCCCGCCCCGCUUCCCUCAGACACAUCUCUCCUAUUACUCUUCUGGACCACCCAACAGUUGUUCUGUCUCUCCUCCAGACUCGUCUAUCUACUGUUAUCCAUGUUCCUGGACUGACCCCCCCCACAUCAGCCCUGAGCCAAUCCCUACUCUCCCUGCUGACAGCUUGGCCAAUCCCCAGCCAGCGCAGGCCACCUGGGUGGAGCCGUGGAGCUAUAAUUCCUCCUCCUUCUCCCGGCUGAGGCUUCCGCCCCCUCAGAGUCGAUUCGCUCCCUUCGGAGCACUUAACCCCUUUAACCGCCCUAGUCCCUCCCCCUGCCCUUCCCCAGAGCCUAUACCAGCCAAUCAGACAGCAGAGCUCUCCAGAGGCGCUGAGGGAGGCGGGACAUGCGAGGGGUCGACUCCGCCUAGUGACCCUGCCUGGCGCCCGCCCACUGACCUGUCUGCCCUCUCAUUGGAGGAGGUGUCUGCCAGUCUGAGGUUCAUUGGCCUAUCAGAGGCAGCGGUGGGCGUGUUCCAGAGAGAGCGCGUUGACGGGAGCCUCCUGGUUCAGCUCGACGAGGAGACCCUGUCACAUGACUUCCAUCUCAGCCGAUUGCACGUCACCAAGAUCACACAGUUCAUACAGGGCUGGAGGCCCAAGAUUUAACACCUAUUGUGACACU